UUCUCUUGUCAUUUUUAUCAUUAUUAUUUUUAUUUAUAUUAAUAUAUUGAAAAGAUUGUAGACAAAACACCAUUAACAAAUAAACACAACGUAUUCUUUUCUCUUAUUCUCACUCUUGUGAAUAAUUGUAUUGAAAAUUAUCUCAUGCUUUUUGAAAUUACUAGUUUCCUCUGUGGCUGAAUAAUAUAAUUGUGUAUGUGGUUUAUCUAUUUAAUAAUUAAUGCAAUAUGUGCAUUUGUAUGUGUAUUAAUGUGUAUAUGACCACAUAGACAGUGCAUAUAUGAAUGAAUCGUCAAAUUAAAUUAUUAUUAUUAUUAUCGAUACUGUUAUAACUACCUCUACUACUAUUAGUAGUACGACAACGACUACAGGCGAUGUAAUAAUAUAAUUAUCAUUAUAUAUUAAUACAUUCAAAUACCAAUACAUACAUACACAAUCAUUCACGAAUGGGGAUACAUGCAAAUAUACACAUACAGACAAUUGUUCAAUCAUCCAUUUACAGAAUGUCUAUCUUCAAAAUUCACUUUGCUAUCAUUCAAUAUUUAAUAUAAUAACCAUAUUUUAUUUGAGAAAAAACAUUUUAUACUUCAUAAUUAACAUUUCAUUGACACUAUUAUAAUUCAGAAAGACGUGAACGAAGAAGAAUCUACGAGAGAAAAAAAUAAGUAGAAAGAGGCCAAAGAAGAAAGUAGUUACAUAAUUUUGAGGCAGAAAAAUAUAAAUAUUUAUCAAAUUCAACAUAAGAAGAAAUAAUAUCUAUUCGUCUUAGGUAAACAGAAAAUCAAAAUUGAUUUUGUGACUUUUUCUCUCUCGAUCAACCGAUAAUUAUCCCAACGAAACGAACAAGAACUAUAAUUGUGGAUUAAUAUUUAAUUGAUUUGAUUAUUGAUUAUUACUCGAUUAUUCUUUGUGAAGAGUGUUUUUAUAUAUGGUGUAGUAUAUGUGUAUGAGCAUCAUUUUUAACUGACCGGUACUUGUGGUAGUGCUGGUCAAAAUUAUGCAACGUGCUAGUCCUUUAACAUGGACUUCAUUCAAUACUAGUAGUGUUCACAAUUCAAUUGAAUUACAGCAACAGAGACAGGAACAACAUCAAAGACUGUUAAAUAAUUUUCAGUCAUUAUAUAAUAGUAAUAUUACAAAUAAUAAUAGUAUUAUUGAUGAAGAUUCAUGUCAUCCUGUUGCAUCAACGAAUAAUAUUGACAAUAAUUUGAGUUUAUUACCAUUUAAUCAAUUCAUCAGUAAUAUACCAAGUUUGUUAAACUCUAUCAGUAAUAAUAAUAAUUCGGAAAGAAAUACUAUAUCAUCUUUGACUACGACAUCGUUAACAACAUCACCUUCAUUAUCCUCUUCAACGGUAUCUACAUUGCCAUUAUCGUCAGCAACAUAUACAUCAUCGGCGUCAACCACAGUCGAUGCGAAUUCAUCUACAUCAAUGAAUCCAUAUAGUACUAGUACGGCAGCUGCUGUGGCCGCGGCCGCUGCAUGGUAUCCCUUAAGUUUAGCAAUGGAUGAAAUGGCUCAAAACAUAAUCUCUUCAAAAUCUGAACGAAUCGAUCGAAGCAUGUUUUCUUCCCUUUUCCUUCCAACAAUCUCUCAAACAAUGGCUAAAUCAAAUCGUAUAAUUCCAAAUCAAUUAAAUAAUUUACUACUACCUAAUUUAAUGCAUUCUGAUGAUUAUUAUACAAAAACAACUAUGACGACUACUACUGAUACUACUACUACCAAUACUACUGACAACAAUAUAAGUAGUAUUGAAAAUAAUCCUAAUCACAUGAAUAAUUCAAAUGGACAAAAUUUUUUGCAUGUUCAUGAAGAUAAUCUAAAUCCAACAUCAUCACAUCAAUCAGAUCAAAGUAUACAUGGUAAAUUAAGUCCAUUAUCUGGACAAAUGAAUGGAAUAGAUCCAUCUGGAUCACCGCCAACAAUUCAUUCACCGAUCACUAAUGAUAACAAUAAAAGUAAAAAAGCAAGACAUAGAACAACAUUUUCAGUUCAACAGUUGUCAAUUUUAGAAGCAGCAUUUGAUAAUUGUCCAUAUCCUGACGCUGUAACACGAGAAGAUAUUGCGUCCAAAUUGUCACUCAGUGAAUCACGUGUACAAGUAUGGUUUCAAAAUCGUCGUGCUAAAUGGCGCAAACAAGAAGGUAGUCAAUUAUUAACCAAUGGUAAUAAUUCAAAUAAUACUUGUACUCCUACUAAUAAUGUUAGUAACACUACUUUGACUACUGCUACUACUACUAAUAAUAAUAUCAAUAGUAUCAUUACAUCCACAGCAUCUAUGGCAUCAUCCUCUUCGACGUCAUCAUCUUCAUCUAAUUUAUUAACUGUUGAAAAUGAUGAAGAAGAUUUACGAAUAAAUACAACAAAUAUUUUAGAAUCACGACUUUUGACGACAACAACAACAACGACACCAACAGGUCGUAAAAGAGUUUCUGGUUCAAGUGUACAGCAACAACAUCAUCACCAACAGAAAAAUAGUUAUUCUAAUUACAAUGAUUAUAAACAAAUCAAUGAUGAUACAGAUGGAAUGAUAAUCAAUCCAAUUUCACCAUCUCAUUUCAAUUUAUCAUUGAUUACAAAUGAUCUUUUAAAUAAUUAUCAUCAACAAUUGAGAAAUUUUUCAUUUCUCAAUGAUAAUAGAAAAUAUACAACAUCACCAUCAUCAACAUCAAUUACUCCACCAAUUCAUAAUGACUUAAUGAAUUGUUCUAAUCAAACAACAAUGUUUAAUGAUAAUUUAUUCAAUACAACUAAAUCAUCAGAAUUAAUAAAUUCACAAUUAUUUGAUAAAUCAUCAAUAAAAACUAUUGGAAACAAUAAACAUCAAACUAUAAAUUCUAAUUUAAAUUGUUUAAUUAAAUCAUCUGUAAAUAAUAAUCGGCAUUAUCAGCAUUAUUUAUCGAGUAGAAAAUCAACUCCAACUACUUGUAAACAACGUAAACAUACUAUGAAAAAUAUCAGUAAUAAUUAUGAUAAUGAUAAUACUGAUCAUGGUGAUCCUGUUAAUGCUGAUGAUCAUGACUUUGAUAAUGAUAUUGAUGAUGGUAAUGAUGACGAUGAUGAUGAUGAUGAUGAUGAAAUGGACAAGACUAGAACAAUGAGAGUGAAUAACUCAAAAACUAGAGAUUUACCAUUUUCUGUUUUAUCGCUUACAGCCAAUAAUAAUAAUAAUAAUAAUAGUAAUGUUAGUAAUAAUAAUAAUAAUGAUAACUAUAACAGUAUAAAUGACCCAUUUGCGAAACUCCAAUCAUCAUCAUCCAAACUGUUUUAUCAAAAUCUCAUAAAAUCUAUAAAAUCAAUUAAUAAUAUUGAUAAUCAUGAAAAGAAAAAUUCUAAUUCUCUCAAUUCUUCAUCAUCUACUUCAAUCCCGUUAAAUGAGAUCAACUGUUCAAUGAAUGAAUUGAAUCCUACUGAAGAUGUAUCGAAAUUUUUAACGAAUCUAUCUGAUUUCGGUGUUUUUAUGAAUUCAUUAUUGAAAUCUAAAUUAAAUCUCUUGACAAAAACAUCAACUUUAUCUGACUGUAAUGGAAGUAAUCAUGAUCCAUGUCUAAAUACUGUGAAUGAUAAUACAACUAGUACUAAUACUACUCAAAUUACUAAUACUACUACUAAUAAUAAUAGUAGUAAUACUGUGAUCGAUAAUGUUGUUCAAAAUUCAAUUUUAGAAAAUUUGAUAACUUCCUGUCCACAAUUCCCUUUCAAUUUACAAUAUUUAAAUGGUACACAAUUAAAUCAGCAUGGACUAGAUUUGAAGGUGGAAUCAGAUACAAAUAAACAAAUUAAUUCAAAUCGCAUGGAUAAUCUAUUUGGUCCAUCUGAAGAUCAGUCGGAAAAUCAAUAUCCUGAUAUACAAAAACUUAUUUUCAAUGAAAUAUCCUCAUCACAAACAUUGUCACCAUCUACGCUAGCAUCUAAUACUGCUAACAAUCUACUUUGGGAAUACUUUUUGAAUCGUUUACAAGAUCCAAACAAUUCUUUAUUAUCUAAAUCACCAUCUCUUGGAACCUCGACAAUAACAACAAAUUCAUUACAAAAUAGUACUAAUAAUUCUAAUAACUCAUGUUCAAAUGAUUUAAUUAAUCACCCUGAUUUAUUGAAUUUGUCCAAUCACCAUUAUUCUAAUAUGAAUAUAGACUUUCGCAAGUUUUUACAGUAUACAAAUUUGAAAGGGAAAGAAACAAGUUUAAACUUCAACUUUAACAAUUCUUCUACCAAUAACAUUACUGCUACUACUACUACUACAAAUAAUUCUCCUAGUAAUCCACAUCAUACUACUACUACUACUGCCAUAACAACAUCUACGACGAAUGGUCUGAUGUCGGAUUCAUUAGAUAAACUUAAAGAAGAUUUAUUAUUGAACAGUACAAAUUUAACUAAUCCUAAUGAUCAAAUGACAAAAUUAUCACAAUCCGAUUUGAUCCAUAACUAUAUUAAAAAAUUUCAGUCAUUUGGAAAUGAUUUAAAUUGUGCAAAUAAUGACAGUGAUAGCAAUAAUGACAAUAAUAAUAAUAAUAUUACACAACAAAUGAUGCAAUAUUAUGCUCUGUGUGCAUUUGUUCAGACUACUACACUUUUGUCAAACUCAUCAUCUUCCACAUCGACAUGA
Schistosoma bovis is the source of this 4606-nucleotide messenger RNA. The record is from the annotation of a GenBank genome assembly. Lineage: Eukaryota; Metazoa; Platyhelminthes; Trematoda; Strigeidida; Schistosomatidae.